This is a messenger RNA of Coffea eugenioides, 1779 nucleotides long. Its product is annotated as F-box/FBD/LRR-repeat protein At1g13570-like. The transcript is spliced from 4 exons. Gene Ontology annotation, molecular function: protein binding. NCBI's taxonomy places the organism in Eukaryota, Viridiplantae, Streptophyta, Magnoliopsida, Gentianales, Rubiaceae. The coding region runs from base 262 to 1599 and encodes 445 amino acids. The record is from RefSeq and is a predicted model, not a curated record.
AGCAAUUCUCUCUAAAUUUUGGCUUGAGAAAAGUAAAAACCAAGUGAAAUCCUCACUCUCUAUGAGUCGACAGCGUAAGCAAGAAACGAGGGAAAAUUUUGAAAAGAAGAAAGCAGAGAGCUAAGAGAAAGGAGAACUUGAGACUUUGAAAUCAUGAUCAGCUGGUGAAACAAAUGCGACGAAAUUUUAGUUGCGCAAAUCUCUUACGAAGCUCCAUAUAUUUACCGGUUUUGAUUUUCAGUUUCUUCUCUAUUUGAACCAAUGGGUUCAGAAAAAAGGACAAGGAUCGACAUGGAAGGGUGUUCUCUUGAUAGAAUCUCGAGCCUUCCGGACAAUGUUAUAGAUCAUAUAUUAGUAUACCUUCCAACUCGAGAUGCGGCAAGAACAAGUAUUUUGUCCAGUAAGUGGAGAUAUAUCUGGGCUGGACAUCCAAACAUUGUGCUUAACAAGCAAUUUGCAGAAGAUGUUAGGGGCAAUAGAUCAGCGAUCGAGUUCCAACAAUACUAUGUAAAGACAGUGAGCAAAAUACUCUUUCAACACAUUGGGCCCAUCCUCAAAUUUGAUCUUCAAGUCCCAGAUUUACCUUUGGAUGAGUAUUCCGUUAUUGAUCAAUGGCUGCUCUUCUUAUCAAGGCAGGGUCCCGAAGAACUGAUUCUUAAUAAUUCGGAUCGAAUUCCUUACUGUGUCCCUUCUUGUAUUUUCUCUUGUCCGAAGCUUAUCAAAGUACACAUCUCAAAGUGUAUCUGCAAAACAGUACCCACAGCCUUGGAAGGCUUCAGGACGCUCAGAGACCUCAGACUAUUUCAAAUAACCUUUGAGUCGCCCGUCCAAAUCACCCUGCCUAAACUUGCCAUUUUGUGCAUAAAUAGGUGUUGGGGUGUUCGAUGGUUUAAUAUAUCUUGCUUAAGACUAAAAAGAUUGAGUUUUUGCGACAAUGAUGAUCUUGAAUUGAGCCACUAUAUUAACUGCUCUGAGUUAAUCCUUGCACGUAUUUGGUUGUUAAAUGGAGUUGUUGAACAUCAUAGACAGAAUGAGAGGAUCUCAUUGACCAAGCUUCUCAGCCCCUGGCCUUCACUCGAGUACCUUGGGCUGAAUGGAGAUUAUCUUAAGUAUAUGGUUGCAGGUAGUACCAUUCCUGAGAAGCUUCCAACAGCAACAUUGAAAUGCUUGACAAUUCUUGUAAUGUUUCAUUUUGGCUACAAUUUCGACGAGAUUGUUUGCACACUUUGCUUACUCCGGAGUGCCGUCAACUUGCGUAAAUUGGCGAUUCUGGCCAAGAAGAUUGUACACACUGAUAUCAAAGUUGCUGAUUACUUGGAAAAGCCAGGUCUCAUGAAUCAAAGUUUAGAGGGCCUUCAAACUGUGAUGAUGAUCAAUUUCCAGGGUUCAAGAAAUGAACUGCUUUUUGUUAAGCUUUUACUUGCAAAUUCCCCAUCAAUCGAAAGAAUGUUUCUUGAAGAGGACAAAAAUAUUGACCCUGUUGUAAGGCUGGGGAUAUCCAAAGAACUGAUGCAGUUCUCACGAGCUUCAACUAAAGCAAAAAUCAUUUUCCAACCAGAGCUUUUUGAAAUCUAUCGUAGAUUUUAUACUAGUGUUUAAUUUGGUCUUGCCUUGACAAGGCUACUUGUAUGUGCCCCUUAUAUUGGUAUUGUUGCUAAGGGACAGUCAGGCCUGCUUAGUAUUCUGUUUCAGAAUGCUUUUAAUUGUAUGUUACUAAACUUUUGCUCCGGAAACUUUUGAAAAUUUUGUCAUCAAGAGAUAACAAUAUGCUAUUAGUUA